CGUAAGGAAAGUAAUCUCGAAAGAAUAAUUGUAUGGAACAAGAUUUUGCCGCCAUCGGGGAGGUAGAUAAGCCGUUGAACCCGCCAAACAUCGUCGUCAACAGCUUAAAAGCAGUUUGUACCAUCAGCGUGUUCUUAACCACUCUUGUAUUCACUGUGCUUCCUAACAAUCAGGCGAUUUUAUACGACAUAUAAUUAAUAUAAUUGUCAUUGACGAUUCGUUUUGUGACCAAAAUCUAAGGGGUCGUUGAUUGUGAUACAAAUAUAUUAUUUAAUAUAUAAAAAUUAAGAAGGUGUUGGUUUUUAUAGUAGUUUAUUGCUGAAGAACGUGAAAUGGCUAAAGUACAAUUGGCAAACGUUGCUGUGCUUGAUAAUCCAUCACCGUUUCUUAAUCCCUUUCAGUUUGAAGUCACAUUUGAGUGCAUCGAAGAACUGCAAGAAGAUCUUGAAUGGAAGAUGAUUUACGUUGGUAGUGCUGAGUCUGAAGAAUUUGAUCAAGUACUUGACACUAUUUAUGUUGGACCCAUUCCUGAGGGCAGACACAUGUUUGUUUUCCAAGCUGACCCGCCAGACGUAAGCAGAAUUCCCGUAAAUGAUGCCUUGGGAGUGACUGUUGUUCUUCUUACCUGCUCAUACAGAGGUCACGAGUUUGUCCGGGUCGGUUAUUUUAUAAAUAAUGAGUACACAGAUUCCGAGCUUCGUGAAAAUCCACCAGCGCAGCCACAGUUUGAGAAAGUACAACGCAAUAUCCUGGGUGACAAGCCAAGAGUCACGAGAUUUAAAAUAAACUGGGAUGAUGGAACACCAACAGGACCAGCUAAUGAAGAUAAUGGAGACGAAGAUAAUGGAGACAAUGAAGGUAUUGGAGAUAAUGAAAACAGACUUAAUGGCUCGAUGGAUCCAAUGGAUGCAAGUCAUGACAUGGAGGACAGUUCACAGGAGGAACCUCCAACGUCUUUAGGCUUCAAGGAAACCUCUCAAAAUAGUAUGGAAGUAAUGUGAAAGUAUCUUUGUAAAUUAUCACUAAUAAUAACUAUCGUUAGGUUUGAAUGAAAGUAAAAAUGAUGCUAUCAGAAUUUUAAUACUGAUUUAUCAUUAUUAAUUUGAUUUAACAUUUUUUGUGUGUAAAUUUCGUACGCGUUAUCGUGACUUUUUUUCUAUUUUUAACGAUUGAGAUAGAUAACAGUCUAAUUCAAGUUUCAAAUAUUUAAAACAAUUAAUAUUUAUUUUCUGUACACUCAUAAACAAUAUAUAAGUAUUAAAAAAUUUAUUCCUUUGGUUUAUAUUUAAAUUAAAUAAUUAUUUUAUGCUGAUUUAAAUUUAUAUAUUAAAUACUACUCAAUUAUUUUUACUAUAUUUCUUUGAUAAAUAAUAAUAAUUACAAUAAUAGUAAAAUAGUAAAUAACUAUAAGAUUAAUAAGUAGGUAAAUAAUAUUUGAAAUCGUAGUAAUUUGUAAUUACGUGCAAAUCGUUGGUUUAUCUGUACAACAUGUAAAUACAUCCAAGUUUGUGAAAGAAGAAAAAUAUAUUAAAUUUUCUACAAUAA
Molecule: messenger RNA, 1545 nt
Organism: Cotesia glomerata
Lineage: Eukaryota; Metazoa; Arthropoda; Insecta; Hymenoptera; Braconidae
Gene: asf1
Product: histone chaperone asf1
Exons: 3
Coding region: 333-1001 (222 amino acids)
Biological process (GO): DNA replication-dependent chromatin assembly
Cellular component (GO): nucleus
Molecular function (GO): histone binding
Source: RefSeq, a predicted model, not a curated record